Cavia porcellus (domestic guinea pig) is the source of this 848-nucleotide messenger RNA. RefSeq names its product immunoglobulin gamma-1 heavy chain-like. Gene Ontology annotation, molecular function: antigen binding. The record is from RefSeq and is a predicted model, not a curated record. The transcript has 3 exons. The coding region runs from base 93 to 848 and encodes 251 amino acids. Gene Ontology annotation, biological process: immunoglobulin mediated immune response. Gene Ontology annotation, cellular component: blood microparticle. NCBI's taxonomy places the organism in Eukaryota, Metazoa, Chordata, Mammalia, Rodentia, Caviidae.
CAGACGUGAUCCUGCAGCUCUGCAGAGGAGCACAGACCUGGAAGUCCAGGUGUUUCCACUCAGUGAUCAGCACUGAGCACAGACAGCUCACCAUGGAGUUUAAAAUGUGCUGGAUUUUCCUCCUUUUCAUUUUAAAGGGUGUCCAAGCUGAGGUACAGCUCGUGGAAUCUGGGGGAGGCUUGGUGCAGCCUGGAGGUUCCCUGAGACUCUCUUGCCUGGCCUCGGGAUUCACCUUCAGUAACUCCUGGAUGAGCUGGGUCCGCCAGGUUCCAGGGAAGGCCCUGGAGUGGCUCGCAAACAUCAAUGGUGAUAGUAGUAAUAUAAAGUACGCAGACUCCGUGAAGGGCCGAUUCACCAUCUCCAGGGACAACGGCAAGAACACGCUGUAUCUGCAGAUGAGCGGCCUGAGAACUGAGGACACGGCCCUGUAUUACUGUGCUGCAGACACAGUGAGAGAAUGUCACUGUGUCCACGCAGAAGCACAGCUCAUAGAGUCUGGAGGAGGCUUGGUGCAGCCUGGGGAGUCCCUUAGACUGUCCUGCGUGGCCUCGGGAUUAACCUUAAGCAAUUACUGGAUAGACUGGGUCCACCAGGCUCCCGGGAAAGGGCUGGAGUGGAUCUCAGCUAUCAGUAACAGUGGUAGCACAUAUUUCGCUGACUCCGUGAAGGGCCGAUUCACCAUCUCUAGGGACAAUGUCAAGAAUACGCUGUAUCUGCAGAUGAGCAGCCUGAGACCCCAGGACACGGCCGUGUACUAUUGUUCAACUGACACAAUGAGAGAAACCUCAGUGGGAGUCAGUCAUAAACUUCCGUGCAGGGUCGCUGAGGACCAGCAGGUGUCGCUCUAG